Molecule: messenger RNA, 960 nt
Organism: Ctenocephalides felis (cat flea)
Lineage: Eukaryota; Metazoa; Arthropoda; Insecta; Siphonaptera; Pulicidae
Exons: 4
Coding region: 79-513 (144 amino acids)
Source: RefSeq, a predicted model, not a curated record
GAAAAAUCUACUGAUCCAAAUAAAGCCUUACCUCCUAAACAUGUCGAUGAGUUAAUAGAAACGUUAUCUGAUAGUUCAAUGUACGGCCAGAAUCACAAUGUUGGAAAAACCUCUGACAUGUCGAUGUCUUACGCUUCUAACAAAUCUCAACAAGCUCACGACAGAUCUUUUGUCGAUGGCAAAAACAAUUAUAAUUAUAAAGUUUCAUCAUCUACAACUCAAAGUGCUGGCGGUCAAGCCGGUUCAGGCAUGGCUGGUAACCGAAGUCAUAACAUCGUGGGAUCUCCAGUCUAUUAUCCACCUAACUAUGAAAUAAAUUCACGCAGAGAUCAAGCAAAUCUUGGAACUGGUGCUAAUUAUUCCAACGCUGGAAUGCAGGAAAACUGGGAAUCAAGUAACCGUCAUAAGCAGGGUCAUGGUAAGUCUAAGUCAAGAUCAAAAGAUGAUCCGAAGAAAGUUGCAGUGCCCAUUUGCCUGCCACUGUGUUGCGGAUUGCCUUGUACUAUCAUGUAAAGUUUCAAUUAUAUUACAAAGAUUGACGCAUUAUAAAAUGUAUAUAAAUGCAGUAUGCGAAUUUAAUAACAACAAAUUAAUACCAUCCAUUCAUUUAUUUUUACAUUUCACUAUAUUUCUACGAGAUAUAGCAUUCAAGCAUAACAUUUUUAACGUUUAUCAUAAUCCGUCCAUUCAGUGUUCGAAUUUAAAUUUUAUUUUGAAAACUGAUAAAUCAUAUAGAAUUUUCAACUAUAAAAUUAUAAGUUUCAGUUAAUUGCACCACCAUUGGGAUUUUUCUAUAUGAAGUUCUACUUAAAAUGCAUAUUUUUAUAUUAAUAAUAUAUAAUAUUAAAAAAAAAUGUAAUAGUGGUUUAAGCUUACGAAAUGACCACAUUAAAAUCAUAUAGCCAAAGCGUUGCUUAAUAAAAUAUAUAGUUUUUAUUAUCGUAGUCACAUUAAUAUAAU